ACGGCUGCAAAACAAAACAAAACAAAAAAGAAAAUAGGAUUAUUGUGGAGAACUUCAACAAACUUUCUGUUUUGAAUCUUUAAUUUCGCCCUCGCAGAUGGCAGAGCACUGGUUACUUUGAACAUGGAAAAUCUCCUCUCUGACCAGGGCUGCGAGCUGUGAGUUCAGUACUGAGAAGAUCUGUGACUGGCUGGGAAAUGGCAGAUAUUCUGGAACUGCGGACAGAUGGAAACUCACUCCUGAAGGCAGUGUGGCUCAGACGCUUGAGGCUCACCAGGCUCUUGUUGGAAGGAGGUGCCUACAUCAACGAGAGCAAUGAACGUGGGGAGACACCUCUCAUGGUGGCCUGCAUGUCCACACACACUGACCAGCAGAGUGUAAGUAAGGCAAAGCUCGUAAAAUAUCUGCUGGACAACCAAGCGGACCCUAACAUACAGGACAAAGGAGGUAGGACAGCGUUAAUGCACGCCUGCAUUCACAAGGCUGGACACGAAGUGGUGGAUCACCUACUGAGCAAUGGUGCUGAUCCCAGCCUGGAAGACAGGAGCGGGGCCUCAGCGCUGGUCUACGCCAUAAACGCAGAUGACAAGGAGACACUUAAACUGCUCUUGGAUGCAUGCAAAGCUAAAGGCAAGGAGGUGAUCAUAAUCACCACAGACAAGUCACCAUCUGGCACUAAGACUACCAAACAGUAUCUAAAUGUCCCUCCAUCACCAGAGCUGGUUGAGAGAUCUUCCCCGGCGUACUGCACCUCUCCCUCUGAUAUUAACGUCACAGCAUCGCCCUCACCUGAGCAAGAGCAACAAAACACAGUCUUCAGUUUCCAGACAAAGCUAAAAACCUCCAGCUCAGCUUCGAAGCUUGCCAAUGGGCCCACAUCGCCGACGCGGCGGCCUGCAAACCCCAAACGUGCACGUUUGCCUCAACUGAAGCGGCUGCAAUCAGAGCCUUGGGGGUUGAUUGCACCCUCUGUUCUGGCUGCCGCUGCCGCCACCGCCGCCCAUGAUGAGAGUAAGAAAGCUAGUUCUGAUGAGGAUGUUGUUGCAGGGGUAAACGGACUCUCUCUGAGUAAGAGGUCGGCUUUAUCUCGACAGAACAGUGUAGACGGGAAGGACAGCUUAUUCCCACUAGUGGGAGAACAGCCCUGCAAAAUGACCACCUCAUUAUCAGUUCCUCCAACAUCUAAACCAUCAUAUGAGAGAACGCUAGGCCAACACCAGCCACUGGCACGGCGCAGCACGGUGCCUACAGAGCAGGAGAGCAGCAGCUGCAGCAGUGGACUAGCCAGUUUGAGAGACACAAUGCAUAGGAGACACCUGGGGAAUGAUCACUAUGACUCAGACUCACAGCUCUAUUCAGACUCUGCCAUGUUAGAUUCUCCUAAGGUCCCGGUGGAGCGCAGAAAACUAAACACCUCUCCACUUGUGAUGUUAACCAGCUCCAGAGAAUCUCUAGACAGCAAUGCCAGCACAUCCUCUCCCAGCACAGCACGCAGGCGUGCACCUGGCCUCCUGGAGAGAAGAGGCUCAGGCACACUUCUGCUGGAUCACAUCUCCCACACCAGGCCAGGCCACCUCCCCCCUCUUAACAUAAACCCAAACCCUCCCAUUCCCGAUAUCGGGGCUAGUAACAAGCCCUCCUCACCUCUGGCCACAGGUAUUAGAUCUAUAGCUCCAGUAGCACCAAACACACCAAAGAGAGGUGGCCUCAAGUUGAAGAAGAAACUUGUGAGAAGGCACUCUAUGCAAGUGGAACAGAUGAAACAGCUUUCUGAUUUUGAAGAGCAUUAGUUAGUUAUGAAGUUUAUGCAGCAAAUAUUGUGGAAGUAGAGAUGUUAACACCAUAGAUUGUGAGGAAGUACAUCCAUAGUCUACACGAGUCAUUUGUGUCAUUUGUGUAGACUCACAGCCAUCUAGUUGUUGAAUUAUGUGUAAUUAAAAAAUAUAGAUAGGAUAUAUAGAUACAUUAAAACUGAGCAAUAUAGGUAGAUUUCCUCCCCGUGUCACACUCAACCUUAAGGAUAACUAUCUUUUGACUUCACAACAUCUGCUGUAUAUGUUUUACAGUUUUGAAUGUAAAUGCCAAGAUAUGGUACUUUUCCUCUGAACUAGCUGAUCAUGUAACAUUAAAGGAACACACAGGGUACAUUUGUAGCUGGUGGCAGAUAGGGUGCACUUUGUGCAUAUGUAAUUAGCACCAUAAUGGACAUUCUGUCUCACAAAAAAAAACAGAAAAAGAAAAAAAAAUGUGAUGCACUUGUCUGAGAUGUAGCUUUGGGUAAGAUGAAAUUGGACUGUUUGUAGCAAUUCUGUACAAAGUGCCUUUAAAAAGAAACCGAAAAAAGUGAUGAGCAGAUACAAAUUUUGUAUAAAGAAAUUUUUAAUUCAUGGUGAUGUAACCAACAUGAGUUUUGUCUCAGCACUGCUGGUCUCACAUGGAUCAAAAUGAAGACUCGUGAUGAAUACAUAGGAUGUGGAUAAACGGUAUGCCUUAAAAGACAGGUAUAACAAUGGGCUAUGUAUAACAGCACUUUAAUGCCCAAGAGAAAGAAACUGAAUACCACUAUUAGCAGUGUUACAAAAAGCUAAAGCACAUUCAUAUAUAAUUCUUAUAUGAUAAACCCAAGCAACAAUAAAUGACAUUUUAACCCUUAGUCCACACAGAUAUUGGUGAAAUCCAUCAAUUAAAA
Messenger RNA from Oreochromis niloticus (Nile tilapia), 2689 nucleotides. RefSeq names its product ankyrin repeat domain 34C (gene ankrd34c). Gene Ontology annotation, molecular function: protein binding. NCBI's taxonomy places the organism in Eukaryota, Metazoa, Chordata, Actinopteri, Cichliformes, Cichlidae. The record is from RefSeq and is a predicted model, not a curated record. The transcript has 2 exons. The coding region runs from base 198 to 1790 and encodes 530 amino acids.